Messenger RNA from Dufourea novaeangliae, 1484 nucleotides. RefSeq names its product ubiquitin-conjugating enzyme E2Q-like protein CG4502. The record is from RefSeq and is a predicted model, not a curated record. Lineage: Eukaryota; Metazoa; Arthropoda; Insecta; Hymenoptera; Halictidae. The transcript has 3 exons. The annotation marks the transcript as partial.
GGGGCGAGCCAUGUCUACGAGGUCAAAGGAGAAAGUCGUGGCCGCGUUCCGGAAGUUACGUCGAGACGGCUUCUCAGCCGACACCAUCGUCCGGACGCAGUCACACCGUCGGACGGCGUUCUGCCUGAGAAUUCGGGUGCCGGCAAUUCCAGUCACGGGAGUUGCUUCUUCAAGACGAAGAAGUCCAACGGAACCACCCCUCAGGGCAGCGUCGCUGUACCGGACAAGAGGGUUCGAUUGCGACGGCUGAUGAAGGAGCUCAGCGAGAUCCAGAGGACCCAACAUCGGCUGGAGUCGACGUUCACCGCGGAGUUGGUCAACGACAAUUUGUUCGAAUGGCACGUCAGACUGCACAAGAUCGAUCCCGAGAGCGACCUGGCCGCGGACAUGAGGGAGCUCGAUAUACCUUACAUCCUCCUGCACGUCGUAUUUCCCGAGAAUUUCCCUUUCGCGCCACCCUUCAUGCGCGUUAUCUCGCCCAGAAUCGAGAAAGGGUUCGUGAUGGAGGGUGGUGCAAUUUGUAUGGAGCUCCUUACACCGAGAGGUUGGGCCAGCGCGUACACUAUUGAGGCGGUCAUCACGCAAUUUGCCGCUAGCAUCGUCAAAGGCCAGGGUCGUGUGGCGAGGAAGCCGAAGUCGAACAAAGAGUUCAACCGAAGGUCUGCCGAGGAAUCUUUCCGGAGCCUCGUGAAGACGCACGAAAAAUACGGUUGGGUGACGCCGCCCCUGGCCGAGGGUUGAUCAGACGAAUGGCCCCGAGGAAACGACAUUACACAUGGGUUAUUUUGGACGGAAGUGAACGAACCAUCGCCGCAGCGCGUUGAUUUUAAGUGCAGAUUACGUUCGUCUCUCGUUUCUUUUCCUUUCUGAACGCGACCGUUUGCACGAAAUUCCAUCGCGGUUCCGACCGCAUACCGCGCGAUAGCUGAGAAAGGAAGGAGUAGCCGAUUUUUACGCAAGUACACAAAGUAUGAUGUAUAGGGGCUUCGUGUGUUCAAUCCAUUGGUCAUGGGAAUUAUCCGUGACGUUUCUACCACGAGUCACCGACCAUUCUGGGCUUCCUUUUUGCUUGUUUUUUUUUUUAGUUAAUUGAUGAGAAAAAGUGGCAAGAAUUUCAUGAGAAACAAUGCUACCGUGGCUAGAUUUCGGUGGAUAAGGAAUGUAAAAUUGAGCGAGCUAUAAAUUUACACAAGUUACGUUAUUACUGGACUGCGUAUGUUCAUGCGAUUACUGCGUGCACGAUUGUCUAAAGUUCAGCGUAGCAAAGAGUUUGAUAAAUUUUUAUGAGACGAUCCUUCUAUUUGGAACUGGACAGAACUCGUAAUAGGCUAAAUAAAUUUCUUUGAUUCCAGUUUCGGUACAGGUGUCCAUAAAGUGUGUAUCCGCAUAAACAUUCGCCGCCUGGUUGUUAAAGAUAGAUACAUAGACUAAAAUGUCACGUAUCAACGGUAACGAAUCUAUGAUAGUAGAUCUUUCGGUGUAGA